ACUUCUGACAGGAGCAGGAAGUAACCAGGAAUUAGAGGAAGAGUUUAGGAAAUACCCAACGUUUAGUUAGUAAACUAGCUAUUUAUCUAGCUUGCCGACUGGGGCUAGAUAUUUGGCGUACAAAGCAAACAUAUUCGUGUCGCUUGUGAAAUGGCGAUGUACCGAGAAGCGUGUUUUUCACUCUUCGUAGCUGCACUCCUGAUUGGCAUUUGCGAUGCCAGAAUACACCACCUUGUGCUGAAGAAUGAAACCCGCUUCGUCAUCCGUCUCAACACCUUUGGCUUCUACGCUAACGGCACCCUCGACGUCAACCUCAAGGCCCUCACCCUCAACCUCAAGGCCCUGCGCAAGGAACAGGAACAGAACAUCGACUUCGUAAAAUACCCAAUCGGCUUCAGUCUGUCCAAGUCCCGGGUGAAUAGCCUUCUGGCCUACACAGCACAGGAUGCGGAAGAGUGUCAGCUGACCAAAUCCAAGAGUGAGCAACCCCUGAUUCUUUUCCUCAUUGACAUUGACAAACGCAGUGUAACUGUACGAUCAUUCGGAAUGCAGGACAGUGUCCUGUCCAGCACCCUCAAGGCCAAGGAGGAAAACGCCCAAGUACCCAGAAAAAAAGAAAAGCGAGACCUCGGAUCUGACCAGAGUAAAACUACGACAGGCACAAAGCAAGACACGGUACCAGACCAGAGUAAAACUACAAAAGACGAAAACCAAGACACUGUACCAGACCAGAGUAAAACUACAAAAGACGAAAACCAAGACACUGUACCAGACCAGAGUAAAACUGGAGGAGAUGGAAACCAAGACACUGUACCAGACCAGAGUAAAACUGGAGGAGAUGGAAACCAAGACACUGUACCAGACCAGAGUAAAACUACAAAAGAUGAAAAGCAGGGGAAGAAGAUUGAUGGGAUGACUUUGGAGCUCCAGAGAAUCGGCGAGUCCUACAACUUCAGUUUCCAUUUGAAGAUUGGCUCCCUCGACGAAGGGCUGUACAACUUGAACUUCCACAACUGUCCCAGCAAGAGUCUUCCCUACGACCUCAACGUGGAGAUUGUGGAGCAGAAUCCAGGGGGUUACCUGUCAGCUGCAGAGAUCCCCCUCCCGCUCCUCUUCAUCUGCAUGGCCAUCAUCUUCUUCAUCGCAGCCAUGGUCUGGGUCCACACCCUCAUGAAGCACAGGUACAGCGUGUUUAAGAUCCACUGGCUCAUGGCAGCAUUGGCCUUCACAAAGUCCAUCUCCCUGGUCUUCCACAGUAUUAACUACCACUUCAUCAAUAAAGAGGGACACCCCAUCGAAGGUUGGGCUGUCAUGUACUACAUCACGCACCUGCUGAAGGGAGCCCUGCUCUUCAUCACUCUGGCUCUGAUAGGCACCGGCUGGGCCUUCGUCAAGUACAUCCUCUCAGACAAGGAGAAGAAGAUCUUCAUGAUCGUAAUCCCUCUGCAGGUCCUGGCAAACGUGGCUUACGUCAUCAUCGAGUCGACGGAGGAGGGCUCCACUGAGUACAGCUUGUGGAUGCAAGUGCUCUUCCUGGUCGACCUCAUCUGCUGCGGAGCCAUCCUGUUCCCUGUGGUCUGGUCCAUUCGCCACCUGCAGGACGCCUCCAGCACUGAUGGAAAAGCAGCUGCCAUGAACCUGGAGAAGCUGAAGCUGUUCCGGCAUUACUACGUGAUGAUUGUCUGCUACAUCUACUUCACCCGAAUCAUCGCCUACCUGCUCAAGGUGGCCAUUCCCUUCCAGUGGCAGUGGUUCUAUGAGUUCCUGGUGGAGGUCUCCACCCUCAUCUUCUUUGUGAUGACGGGGUAUAAGUUCCGACCGGCCUCUAACAACCCAUACCUGCAGCUGCCCCUAGACGAGGAGGACAUGGAGAUGGACGAAGUGCUGACUGAGUCGGGAGCACUGGAGGGCAUCUCUCGGGUGAAGAAGCUCCAGAACGGCCGUGAGAGACAGAGGGAGCCCUCCCUGUGAGUCCCUGUCUGACUCGCUCCCGGAGGGGGGAGGACCUACAGCCCCGCCCCACCCCUGCCUGUUUCUGGACUACGGCUGCAUGGCUGCCACGGCAACCUCCGCCUCUCUAUGCAAAGGGCAGACGUGGGUGUGAGCUGGGAUGGCUUCUCUCUGUCUCUGUGUGUGCGUCUCCCUCUGGCUGAAGCAGGGGGAGAGGGGUCCCCUCUGGACUCCAAACACCACCGCCAUUCCCAACUAUCCCAAAGCCCCUCUUUUCUACACCUCUGCCUCUCCUGUGUGUGUCCAUGUUAUUUAAAGAGUACCCCCGUCUGUGUUUCUGUGUUAAAUUUAAUGUGUGCGUGUGUGUACGUGCGUGCGUGUGUGUGUGUGCACCCACAUGAGUGUGAGUGUGUGAACGCACGUGAGUGUGUGUGUGUGUGUGUGUGUGCACGCGUGUGAGUGUGAGUCUGUGCACACACGUGUGUGUGUGUGUGUGUGUGCACGCACGUGAGUGUGUGUGUGUGUGCACGCACGUGUGAGUGUGAGUGUGUGCACGCACAUGAGUGUGUGAGUGUGUGCACGUGUGUGACUGUGCACGCACGUGUGUGACUGUGCACGCACGUGUGUGAGUGUGUGUGUGCACGCACGUGAGUGUGUGUGCACGCACGUGAGUGUGUGUGUGCACGCACGUGAGUGUGUGUGUGUGCACGCACGUGAGUGUGUGUGUGUGCACGCGUGUGAGUGUGUGUGUGCACGCACGUGAGUGUGAGUGUGUGCACGUGUGACUGUGUGCACGCACGUGAGUGUGAGUGUGUGCACGUGUGACUGUGUGCACGCACGUGAGUGUGAGUGUGUGCACGCGUGUGAGUGUGUGCACGCACAUGAGUGAUGAGUGUGUGAGUGUGUGUGCACGCACGUGAGUGUGAGUGUCCUGGGAAGAACCCGGAGUUACAGGUUGCUACGUAAAACCUCACGCCCAAGCCUCGAUGCAUUUACUGAAUGCCCUUUUGAUAGAUCUGACUUCGCAUACGGUUUCCAAAUACGCGUAAAAUGUAUUGACUGAUUUUACUUUUAAUUUUACUUUUAAUUUUUGAGUCACGGAGGCAGGUGCCAGUGUACCUGCUCACAGUGCUGUGAACGAUGUCAUUCAAAACCUGUCCGAAUUGUGUUCUGAUGAGGCGACUGUAAUCUGCAGCCGCUCAACCGCAGUAUCACCCCUGGUGGAGUACUUCUUAUUAUUAAAAGUGAACAGGCUUAACCAGUGGUUUAACUCUUCUGUACCGGGUACUAAAUGGGUCCUCAUUCCAGGGUAUUACGCGGGACACACGCUUAGCUUGUGUUCCCAGCCGCCUUUGAGCUGUUCUUUUCAAAUGACAAAUGCAACUUUGUAUUCAUGCUGUCAUAUUUUUUUUUUUUUUUUUUUUGGUAAUUAUACCGUACUUAUAUGAUUAUUAGAUGUUUGGUAAUUACAUGUCAUUGUGUAGGAAUUGCUUCAGUGUAUUAUUAUUAUUUUAUUCAUUUGAGCUUGACUUUAAGGUGACCUGGAACAGGGUCAUGGAUUUGAAUCUGGCCUGUGGCUGUGCCUCACAGUCCCGUUCUGCAAUGUUAUUAUGUCGCCUUGGCACCUUUUGACCGAGGGUUUCGGUUGGCAGGGUAUUCCUCUUCUCGUUAACACUACAGCGACCCCUCUGGCCAACCGGAGUCCUGCAGAUUUGUUUUAAGCACAUUUAAGGGGGAUGCUCACUCUCUCCAGACCUGGCUGAGGUUGUCCUGGGAAUGGCCAAAAAAUGCAACCAGGCUAUUCCCAAUUUUGGACAAUUGAUUUAAAAAAUAAAUGAAAAUAAUUUUUUUAAAAAGGGUCUAUAAUGUGGCCCUAUUGUCCUACCGUUUGCCCCUCAUCAGCCAAAUUAGGAUCAGCUUUAUUUAUAAAGUCAUUGGGUGCCUAGGUUUAUGCAACAGCCCAGGAUCACUGGCUGUGGUCGAAUGAAGACAAAAUGUUCUCCCAUUGUUAUUGAAAUGUUUUGUUAGUGUUGCGACCACAUUGCAGCGAAUUGUGCGAAUGUUUGGUGUUAGCCGGGGCGGGGUGGAGGCACACCUCCAGGAGAACAUCUCCAUGUUUCAUCACCUUUCCAGCAGGGUGUUCUUGCAUGGGCCUUCAGAAUGGCCUCAGCGUCUCAGUGAUCCUCCUGAGACCCCGCGGUAAAGUGUGGCUGGGUAAAAUAACAUUAUUCUGACAUCAGCCCUGUUACCAGCUUAAACCACAGGUGUGUGUGUGUGUGUGUGUGUGUGUGUGUGUGUGUGUGUGUCUCGCUUUCAAAUGAAAGAAACUCGGUGCCCGCACUCCCUCUCAGCAGCCACCAAUAGGAAUCUCUGUUGGGUUGCUAUGGGAAUCCUUGGAGCGCUUUUGCAGGUCCACCAUUAGGACAGAGGAGCAGCAGCAGCGUUGCCAUGGAAACCUCCCAGGAAAUUUAGCUGGGAUGGAGCCAGUGUCCUACUGGUCUCCUGACCAGGACAUGGAGAGAGAGAGAGAGACAUCCUUUAACGCUUCCUCAUUUCUCCACCACAACCUGUUAGAUGUAAUAUUUACUUUGUGUUUGAUUCGGUUUUCCGCUAAUGUUUGGUUUGCCCUUCUGCUGUACUGUGCUUGACUUUUUGUAGAAAUGGUGGGGAGGCCCACAUGCACAGUGUUAAACGGUGACAAUAAAAAGACUCUUGAGAUUUGAAAA
Conger conger (European conger) is the source of this 4676-nucleotide messenger RNA. RefSeq names its product protein GPR108-like. The coding region runs from base 151 to 1971 and encodes 606 amino acids. Gene Ontology annotation, cellular component: Golgi apparatus; membrane. Gene Ontology annotation, biological process: transport. The record is from RefSeq and is a predicted model, not a curated record. The transcript has 18 exons. NCBI's taxonomy places the organism in Eukaryota, Metazoa, Chordata, Actinopteri, Anguilliformes, Congridae.